Colletotrichum truncatum is the source of this 1626-nucleotide messenger RNA. The record is from RefSeq and is a predicted model, not a curated record. Lineage: Eukaryota; Fungi; Ascomycota; Sordariomycetes; Glomerellales; Glomerellaceae.
AUGGCUGGCAAUCCAGUAUCCGUGUCGCCAAGCGAAAAGCGCCCCGAUGGCAACGCUGACCUGGACCAUAUCGAGACGCCGAUGAAGCCGGCUGAGCUUGUCUCGGAGGCUAUCGCCAAGGGCCAGAUCACUUCAGGAUAUGAAAACCUGACCGCUUGGGAGACAGUUAAGAAGUUCAAGUUUGUGAGUCUCGUCUGUUUCCUGGCGGCCCUGAGUGCUGCCACUGAUGGAUAUCAAGUUGCAAUGAGUGCGAGUAUCAUUGCGAACAAAGGCUUUGUCCAACAGUUCGCAACCACGACAAAUGCCGCGGGACAGAAGUUUAUCGAUUCACCCAUCAUCAGUGCUUGGGGCGCCUGCAUGAAUGUCGGUCAAAUGAUUGGUCAGACUACCGUGUCUUUCAUAAGCGCGAGGUUCGGCCGAAAGGUUGCCAUGUACUGGCUCUGGUUUACUCUUUUGGCCAGUGUACUGGCAGAAACUCUUGCAAGACAUUGGGCUGUUUGGCUGGUGGCCAAGAUGCUCGCUGGUUAUGGUGUUGGUUGCCUGCAGGCUGUCACCCUUGGAUACAUCACCGAGAUUGCGCCUCCUCGAAUCAGAGGUGGUCUUCUCAUGUGCUACAGCUUUUGGUGGACUCUGGGCUCUUUCCUUACCCAUGUUGCCUUGCAAAGCAUGAGCAAGAGAGCCCCGUACAACUGGCUGACCCCAGUUUAUACCCAAUGGGCCCAAGUAGGGUUGAUGCUCAUCAUCUAUGUCUUCCUCCCCGAGUCUCCGGCAUGGCUUGCGACUAUUGGCCGCGAAGAACAGGCGAAGAAGUGCCUGACGUGGUUGCAUCGCGGAGUCGAAGGGUAUGAUGUCGAUCAUCAGUACAGCAUUCUCGCACUAGCACUCGAACACGAACGCAAUGUCGCAGCCGAGAGCCGAAAGGUAUCCUGGACGAACAUCUUCCGCGGAACGGACGGUCGCAGAACUCUGACGGCCUUGUGGACCGUUGUCGCACAGCAGUUCACCGGUCUAGCGCUCUUCGGUACUUUCGGAACCUACUUCUUCCAGCAGGCCGGUCUGGCGGACCCCUUCGCAAUCAAGGCCAUCACGGUAUCUCUCCAGAUUGUCACAGUCAUCGCAGCCGUGUUCCUGGUCGAUAGACUCGGUCGAAGGCUCAUGGCUUGCCUUGCCACAACAACAAUGUGGGUUACUUGCCUGGUCGUAGGCAUCUUGGGCGUUGCACCUCAAGUCAAGGCCACCACUUACAUCUUCGUCCUGUUCGCUAGUUUGUGGAACGUCGGUAUUGCAGCUAACGGUGCCGCUGGCUGGGGCUUCGUUGGAGAGAUUUCAUCUCAGCGCCUUCGACCGUACACCUCAGGCUUCGCAGCCUCCGCCAAUUCCUUUGCGGGGUUGAUCAUGUCCAUUCUGAUGCCGUAUAUGGUCAAUGCGAACCGCUGGAACUGGGGUUAUAAGACUGGCUUCUUCUAUGCCGGUGUUGGUGCCCCAUUUGUGGCUGGGAUGUGGUUCUUGAUCCCUGAAGUUGCUGGGACGAUCUGCUGCAGAACUGGACGAGCUCUUCGAGCGGAAGAUCAAGCCUUGGCGCUUCCACAAGACCGAAACAGCCACCCAGCGCUUGCUCCGAGCUGA